AUGGCUCGGCGCGCCGUGCUCGCGGUCGUCGCCCUGUGCACGGUCGUCGGCGGCCUCGUCGCGCCGCCCGCGGCCGUCCGGCGCGCCCGCCGCCACGAGGCCAUCCUCACGGUGGGCACGCCGCUGCGCUGGCCCGACGCCGUGGACAAGCUGGCCUACGUGCGCGAGCACGGCAUCGCCCAGUUCAUCGAGAUGAUGAAGCGGAGCGAUGCGCUCGACCGGUCCGACGAGCUGCUCUGGGGCGACGAGCUCGAGUACGCGGUGCUCCGGGUCCACGACGAUUUCGCGCGCGCGUCGCUCCGGGGCCCGGAGAUCCGCGACUGGCUCAUCGAGAAGGAGGACCUGCACGCCUACCGCACGGAGGGCUGCGCCUGGAUGCCCGAGUACGGCCGCUGGAUGCUCGAGGGCACGCCGCGGCGGCCCUACGGCGGCUACGCCGCGGACUUGGUAAGAGUGGAGAGGAACAUGCGGCUCCGGCGGCGGCGCUUAUUGAGCGCGCUGCGCGACGACGAGAUCUGCCCGACGCUCGUGACCUUCCCGGGCUUCGGCGUCGGCGACUUCUGCGAGCUCGCGGACGGCACCGUGCCGCCGGCCGGCGGCGACGUCGCGCGGUCCGCGACGGUGCCGGACGCGGCGAUCCACCCGCACCCGCGCUUCGCCGCGCUGACGGCGAACAUCCGCGACCGGCGGGGCGACGGCAACGUCCACUUCGCGCCGCCGCGCUUCGUCGACGCGGAGACGCCCGCCGACGCGCCGGCGACGAUCGAGGGCCUGGACGCGAUGGCCUACGGCAUGGGCUGCUGCUGUCUGCAGGUCACCUUCCAGGCGCGCGACGCCACGGAGGCGCGCUACUGCUACGACCAGCUCGCGGCGUUGGCGCCCGUCAUGCUCGCGCUGACGGCCGCGGCGCCCGCGUGGCGCGGCGCGCUCGCCGACAGCGACGCGCGCUGGGACGUCGUCGCGGCGUCCGUCGACGACCGCACGCCGUCGGAAGCGGGCCGGGGCCGGUCGCCGGCGGACCCGCGCCUCGUCGCCGGCGGCACGCGGCCGUUGCCGCGGAGCCGCUACUCGUCGAUCUCGCGGUACGCGUUCGAGUGCGACGCGGGCGGGCAGGUGAAGCGGUUCUGCGACGUCGACGCGCCCGUGGACGCCAAGGCGCUGGAGACGCUGCUGGCGGCGGGCAUCGACGAGGCGCUGGCGCGGCACGUCGCGCACCUCUUCGUGCGCGACCCUUUGGUGCUCUUCGAGGGCAUGGUCGAGGAGCUCGACGACGCCGUCGCGACGGACCACUUCGACAACCUCCAGUCGACGAACUGGAACACGGUGCGCCUCAAGCCGCCCGUCGGGCUGAACCCGGAGGGCGAGCCGGGCUGGCGCACGGAGUUCCGGCCCAUGGAGGUCCAGCUCACGGAUUUCGAGAACGCGGCGUUCUCCGUGUUCACGGUGCUGGUCACGCGCGUCAUCCUCGCCUUCGACCUGUCGCUCUACGUGCCCCUGAGCCGCGUCGACGCGAACAUGCGCCGCGCCCAGCGGCGCGACGCCGUCAACGUCGAGAAGUUCUACUUCCGGCGCCAACUCGCGCCGACGGAGAACGAGCAGAACAAGUUCAACAACUGCUGCGGCGGCGAGGACGACGACGUCUUCGAGGAGAUGACCUGCGCGGAGAUCAUCGACGGCAAGGGCGACUACUUCCCGGGUCUGGCGCCCCUGGCCUACGCCUACCUGGACCACAUCGGCUGCGACCAGGGCACGUUCGCCCGCAUCUCCGACUACAUCGAGCUCGUGCGCAAGAAGGCGCGCGGCGAGGCCUGGACGGGCGCCAAGUGGAUCCGCGAGUUCGUCACGAACCACCCGGAAUACGCGCGGGACAGCGUGAUCUCGCCCAAGGUCGCGCGGGACCUCGCCGUCGCCGCGCACGAGGUCGGCGUCGGCGCGCGCGACGCCAAGGCGCUCACGGGCGGCGUCGCGAUCAAGCCCGUCAGCGCCGACGGCGCCUGGGACACGAGGCUGUCGCCGGACAAGAUCCCCACGGCCGACGAGCGGAAGAAGCUCCUCCUCAAGUACGCGAAGCGCGGGCCCUUCGAGGGCAAGUUCGACCCCGUCUUCUGGAGCUAG
Messenger RNA from Aureococcus anophagefferens, 2115 nucleotides. RefSeq lists its product as hypothetical. Bases 1 to 2115 code for a protein of 704 amino acids. The transcript has a single exon. NCBI's taxonomy places the organism in Eukaryota, Pelagophyceae, Pelagomonadales, Pelagomonadaceae. The record is from RefSeq and is a predicted model, not a curated record. Gene Ontology annotation, biological process: glutathione biosynthetic process. Gene Ontology annotation, molecular function: glutamate-cysteine ligase activity.